Messenger RNA from Alternaria ethzedia, 651 nucleotides. RefSeq lists its product as uncharacterized. Bases 1 to 651 code for a protein of 216 amino acids. The record is from RefSeq and is a predicted model, not a curated record. The transcript has 3 exons. NCBI's taxonomy places the organism in Eukaryota, Fungi, Ascomycota, Dothideomycetes, Pleosporales, Pleosporaceae.
AUGGAUGAAGUAGAUUGCUGGGUUACGAGAGAUUUCAACGCUGCUCUUGAGCUACUCGUACAAGACGAAUUUGAGAAAGGUAACGAGGUUUUGCGCAAUUUACUCGCCGACUCCGAUACCCCUAGGUAUCACCGCAUCACAUGUUACACACUGCUUGCAGGUAGUCUGGAUGACUUCGAUGAAGCAUACGUCUUUUACGUCAAGGGUGAAGCCCUUUGGCGAAUUACGAAGCAAAGGUAUGGUAACGAUCCAAAUCCGGUGGUGAAACAGACGCUGGAUGACCUUCGCGAGUGUUUGGAAGAGAUAAGGGAGGCUUUGCUCAACGACGAGCAACGACCCGAGACUGUGCCACUUCCCAACGUCGAGGUAGAUGUGCUUCGUGCUAUAGGAGCAUGCUAUGACGGAGUGGAGGAGGACCUUGAGAUCGCGGAGGUAGAGGAAAAGGCGUGGUCAGAGUACGAGAUGAGCGACGAGGACAUGGGCGGCGAAGAGGAAGUGAACGACAGGGAAACGAAGGCUGAGAUCGAGCAUGAAUUGGACGACAAAGAGGAGAGCGAGGCCCAGAGGGCUGGCGAAGAGCAGACAGCGCUACAGGGUCAAAAGCCAAAGGGCGAGAUGGUGCUACCAUACCGUCCGCCACACAUACGCUGA